Molecule: messenger RNA, 492 nt
Organism: Protopolystoma xenopodis
Lineage: Eukaryota; Metazoa; Platyhelminthes; Monogenea; Polystomatidea; Polystomatidae
Source: the annotation of a GenBank genome assembly
UUUAAUCAACGAACUGGCCGUAUGGAACGCGUCGUUGAUCGAGAUACAUCUGAUGCCAGCUACCACAGUGCUACAUCCACCGCUAGUGGCACUAGCGCACGCAGCCAAGCUCUAAAUGCAUUACUUGCCACAGGCACAACUCCUUGCAUCGGAAUCUCUCCGGCCGCUGCGGCUGCUGUGCUUGCCGCUUCGAUGUCCGGUUUGGCUUCCUCUACCACUGGGGCAACUGGAGCUGUCUCUAGUUCUAAUAACCUGGCGAGUGUAGGUAGCGUAGCCGGCACAGUCAGUGGAAAUGGCGGAGCUGGCGAGACCUGCACUACAGCUGGAAAUGUUGGGUCUGCGGAGGCAGGAUUCUUAUUCUCUGAGCCUGGUUUCGGGCUUUCCCUAGGCUUGGCCGAGUUUGGUCUAGUCAACGAAUAUAAUCCACUUUUUCCUAACGACUUUGAGACCUUAUCUCGACUUAAAUGGGAACGCAGAAAGGCAGAGCAUUAA